Mastomys coucha (southern multimammate mouse) is the source of this 2462-nucleotide messenger RNA. It is a transcript of the gene Dhdds, whose product is annotated as dehydrodolichyl diphosphate synthase subunit. Gene Ontology annotation, molecular function: ditrans,polycis-polyprenyl diphosphate synthase [(2E,6E)-farnesyl diphosphate specific] activity. Gene Ontology annotation, cellular component: dehydrodolichyl diphosphate synthase complex; endoplasmic reticulum. The transcript has 9 exons. The record is from RefSeq and is a predicted model, not a curated record. Gene Ontology annotation, biological process: polyprenol biosynthetic process. Bases 241 to 1245 code for a protein of 334 amino acids. NCBI's taxonomy places the organism in Eukaryota, Metazoa, Chordata, Mammalia, Rodentia, Muridae.
CAAGCGCGCAAAGGUGACGUGUUCUUCCAGCGCCGAGUCGUGAGUCGCCCCGGAGAGGUAGAAAAACGCCUUCUCCAGCGUCCUAGGUGGGGAGUGAACACACAGACCCAGAGGAGGGGAAGCUGGAGGUGGACUUCGCCGCGGAAAAAGUCCAGCCGGGAGAGUGACCAUCGAGGUUAUCUGGCUGAGUUUUCUUGUUGUUUUUGUUGUUCUUGUGUGAUUUCUGAUACAGCAAGAACUAUGUCAUGGAUCAAAGAAGGGGAGCUGUCACUUUGGGAGCGGUUCUGUGCCAACAUCAUAAAGGCUGGUCCAGUGCCCAAACACAUUGCAUUCAUAAUGGACGGCAACCGUCGCUAUGCCAAGAAGUGCCAGGUGGAGCGUCAGGAGGGCCACGCCCAGGGCUUCAACAAACUGGCUGAGACUCUACGCUGGUGUUUGAACCUGGGCAUCCUCGAAGUGACUGUCUAUGCAUUCAGCAUUGAGAACUUCAAACGUUCCAAAAGUGAGGUUGAUGGACUCCUGGAUCUGGCCCGACAGAAGUUCAGCUGCUUGAUGGAAGAACAGGAGAAGCUACAGAAGCAUGGGGUGUGCAUCCGUGUUCUGGGGGAUCUGCAUCUGCUGCCCUUGGACCUCCAGGAGAAGAUUGCACAUGCUGUCCAGGCUACUAAGAACUACAACAAGUGUUUCCUCAAUGUCUGCUUUGCAUACACAUCUCGUCAUGAGAUCACCAAUGCUGUGAGAGAGAUGGCCUGGGGCGUGGAACAAGGUCUACUGGAACCCAGUGAUGUCUCCGAGUCUCUGCUUGAUAAGUGCCUCUAUAGCAACCACUCUCCUCAUCCUGACAUCUUGAUUCGGACUUCUGGGGAAGUACGGCUGAGUGACUUCUUGCUCUGGCAGACUUCCCAUUCCUGCCUCGUGUUCCAGCCUGUCCUGUGGCCAGAAUACACAUUUUGGAACCUCUGUGAGGCAAUCCUGCAGUUUCAGAUGAACCAUAGUGCUCUUCAGCAGAAGGCCCGAGACAUGUAUGCUGAGGAGCGGAAGAGGCACCAGCUGGAGAGGGACCAGGCUGCAGUGACAGAGCAGCUGCUUCGAGAGGGGCUCCAGGCCAGUGCGGAUGCCCAACUCCGACGGACACGAUUGCACAAACUCUCCACCAAACGGGAAGAGCGAGUCCAAGGCUUCCUGAAGGCCUUGGAACUUAAACGGGCUGACUGGCUGGCACUUUGGGGCACUGCAUCUGCCUAAGUGAGGCUGGCUAGCAGCCAUUUUGCCCAGCCCUGUGCCUCUUGGGCCCCGACCCUUCCUUUUCCUUUUCUUUUCUUUGGGAAAGGCACCUCCCUGUUUUUGAUGAAUUGGGCUCUCUCAGUUUUGCAAGGAACCCCCAAAGGCAAGUUCUGCCUAGAGAUACCUGUGGGCUACCUUUGACAGUUACCCUUUAAGUUUGAGGUAGAAUCUCUCAUAUGUAAACUAAAUCCAAGUCCAGCCACUAAUACAUUUGGGGAACAGGGGACCCUAACUCAUUAGCUAUAUGCCCUGUCCCUGGUUUUGGAUGCAUGUUCUUUUUCCACCAGCAUAUCCUUCAACGUGCAGAAGAGAUCUUCCCAAAGCUAGGCCUUUACCCGUCCUGCCUAAGCCCUCCCCAUGUGACUUCCACAAAAGAUUUGGAUCUAUUGGUAAAUUUUAACUGAUAGGCAGCCAACAUUAUUGGGCAUGGAAGAAAGGGGUGGGGAGGACAGGAAGAAAAUUUGCCCAUCUGCUGCUCCUCCCCUUGGCUUUCCACCUGGGAUUUGCUAUUGAAUCUCCACCCCCUCCCACUACCAGUACUGAUUGCUCACUGAAAGGCUCAGCGCCCCCAAUGGCUCAUGGAAGCCAGGCGGGUGAUUACAAUCCAAUUACCUAUUGUUGACUCAGCCCACACAAGCUUUACUCCCCCAUGCAGGGCAUGGGGCCAGGCUCCACUCCCCUGUGAGACCCAACCCCCUCCAUGACUACAGACGGGGUGGCAGAAGGGCCUGGAGAGGUCCUAGAGUCUAAUCCAAUACAGGCCAAUUUGUGUUUAACACAUCAGGACUGAACAGAACCAAGCACUUGCCAGUUGACUGUCUUCUUCUCUCACCAUCUCACACUGAUUCCCACUCCUCACAGCUCUUUGACCUGGCUCCCUAAGUAGGCUCUGAAACAGUUUGCUGUCUGCAUGGCAGAACUUAUUCUCACCCUCUCACCCUGUGAGGCCAGCUCUCCCCAGCAGGAGAGGCAAGGUUGCAUCCUUCCCACUAUGCAGUUGUAUCCGCAUAGUGCUGAGGAGAGAGGACUACCUUUGAAGGUUCGCUGAGCUAUUCUGCUUCAGGCAUCUCAGAGCCAUAAGUCCUAGCCAGAAACACCAACCAAAUGCCACUCUGGUCUCAUGCUGUCUGUAUGCACCUCCCACCCCAAAAUGUACGCUUUGGAUUUCUAACUUUCUA